Messenger RNA from Ixodes scapularis (black-legged tick), 516 nucleotides. RefSeq names its product cuticle protein 10.9-like. Gene Ontology annotation, molecular function: structural constituent of chitin-based larval cuticle. The coding region runs from base 1 to 516 and encodes 171 amino acids. Gene Ontology annotation, cellular component: chitin-based extracellular matrix. NCBI's taxonomy places the organism in Eukaryota, Metazoa, Arthropoda, Arachnida, Ixodida, Ixodidae. The record is from RefSeq and is a predicted model, not a curated record. The transcript is spliced from 3 exons.
AUGUUUUCUAAGGUCCUUGUGUGCUCCCUUUUCGCCUACGUGGCAUGCGGAGUUGUCGUCGAGAACGUACACGUACCGCAGCCGUACAGCUUUGGUUACGACAACGUCGACGAGUUUGGCACCCGCCUAACACGCCAGGAGACUGGUGAUGAGUUCAACAACAAGGUUGGCUCCUACGGAUACGUAGACGCUCACGGCGUUGCUCGCACGGUCAACUAUGUCGCCGACGCCCUCGGUUUCCGUGCUACCGUUGAAACCAACGAGCCAGGAACCAAGACUUCCGCCCCAGCCGAUGCCCCUACUUACUCCUCGUCUGUCGAGGUUGCUGCUCCAGUUGUAGUGAAGGCUGUUCACUCCGCCCCAGUUGUGGUAAAGGCUGUUCACCCAGCCCCAGUUGUCGUCAAGGCUGUUCACCCAGCUUCAGUCGCCUACACCCACAGGGUGGCUCCCCUUGCGUACAGCACUGUUGCUCGUGCUCCCCUCGGCUACACUCUCGGCCACACCACCAUCGCUUGA